GUCAAUUGUCAGACAGUUAACCUUUAAAAAAUCAAAAUAAGAUUGGUGAUCGGUUGUGUAUAAAAAUUUCAUAAGCAAACAAUGUCAAUUCAGUUAAACAAAAAAACGACACAUCUUAAUGCUAAUAGCUGACAAAUAGAUCAUAUUAAAAAUCUGCACAAACUUGGAACAUCCAUGAAAGUGGUUUUAGAAAAAUCCAACAAUGAUAGAUUCUUCUUGAACAAACUUAAAAAGUCACUAAAAGUGGUGUUGAAAAGAAAAAAUAUAAUAGAAUUUAGAAGAAAGAAAGUUUUAUUAGAAAAAAUGGACUUAGAAAGUGCGGGGACUAGUAAUGGCAUAUCUCCGAGAAAGAAAUUUAAGCAUAAUAUUGAAAAAGAUUUAUCCAAACGUGAUUUAGCUAGUUUACCAAAAGCUGUAUUACAAAGGAUAUUUUAUUACUUAGAUGUGCAAUCAAUCCAGAAUUGUGCUAUUCUCUGCUCAACCUUUUACAAUUUAUCUAAAGAUAAUUCCUUAUACAGAACUUUGGUUUUGAAUUACAACACAGAUCCACAAGCUAUAAAGUAUCAAAUUUCAAAAGUAACCCAACCUCACACACUUGAAAUUGAAUAUAGCAGUCAGUUAAAUAAAGAGGAAGAUACUACUUGGUUUGAUAGCUGUAUUAUAAAGGUAUUAAGGAACUGUGGGGAUAGCAUUGUAACACUAAAAAUAGAAAAUUGCAGAAAUGAAGAGGUAUUAAUGCAUAUAGGAGAAUGUAUAAAUGUAGAAAGGUUAAUUUUAUAUAAGUGCAAAAGUAGCUUCAGUUCUUUGCUUUCAUUAUGUACAUUAACUAGUAUACAAUUUUCUUCCUGCCAUUUUCCACCAAAAGUUGUGAGGGAAGUGAUCAAAAAUAAUCUUGAUUUGAAACAUCUCCAUUUAUCGAACAAUAUAAAUGUAAAUCCCAAUGAGAUAUGUGAACUUAUGUCUAGAGAAAAUGUAAAUAUGAAGGAAAUAUAUUUGAGCGAGAGGAAAAUGUUGAAGACGAAGAGCCUUAGGACGUUAGCAAGACUGACUAAUUUAAGAAAACUCGAAAUGAUCUCCGGUCCAGGUUUCGAAUGUAAUCCAGAAGAUUCUUUGGAACUUCUAGCUGCCGGCUGUACAUAUCUAGAAAAAUUAUGUAUUCACAAUUGGAAGGAAAUAAACGAUACGAAUUUCAUCCCUGCCUUAAGAAUGUUCAGCCAGUUAAAGACAUUAGAAUUAAGAGGGACAAGUAUAACUAUAAAAAGUUGCAGAGAAGCUGCUCUUAGUUUGCCAUUAUUGGAAACUUUGGACGUUGUCAAAUGCCAAAGGAUAAAAAAAGCACAGUUAAUAUUGUUAAGGAAAGACUUUGAAGAUAUAGAAAUACCCUUAGGAUAAGAUUUUUGUACAAUAAAAUAAAAUUUUAGUUUUUUAA
Diorhabda sublineata is the source of this 1429-nucleotide messenger RNA. RefSeq lists its product as uncharacterized. The record is from RefSeq and is a predicted model, not a curated record. Gene Ontology annotation, molecular function: protein binding. Gene Ontology annotation, biological process: positive regulation of protein ubiquitination; SCF-dependent proteasomal ubiquitin-dependent protein catabolic process. Bases 175 to 1392 code for a protein of 405 amino acids. NCBI's taxonomy places the organism in Eukaryota, Metazoa, Arthropoda, Insecta, Coleoptera, Chrysomelidae. Gene Ontology annotation, cellular component: SCF ubiquitin ligase complex. The transcript has 8 exons.